CUAAGAGUACCCCACAGGCAGCAGUAAUUUGCACACGACCCUGAAACGCGCUCGUCCUUGCCGCGUCCCAAGAGCGGGCCUCGAGUGCCUACGGUGCGCCGAACGAGCUAGACAUGCAUCGGCGCAGUCUGUACCACCCUAUCAGAGAAGCGCCCUGUAUUCGCCAACCCUGGGUAGCUGCAAGCUUGUUGUAGUGGGAAGACGCAGGACAUAGCUGCCCUGGCUGAGCGUGUGCACAUGGGCUUGCGUUGAUUGAGGACGCGGGGAUUGCAGCGUCAUUGGGAGGACGAGGAUACGCUUGCAUUGGACGAACAGGCAUGGGAUGUGCUUGGGGGCAUCACGGAGGAGAAGGGCCUGCGUGUGUUAACUAGACACAUCGUGGAUAUGCUCGCAUGUGGUGGAGCGGAGAAGGGUGCGCCGGUACAAAGCAGCGAGAUGAGCAGGUCAAGCUCACGUCACGCAUUGGGGCAGAAAGCCGAAGCUGGGUUCGUCUUUGAGGCAUGCAUAAAACCCGCACAAACACGACGAAGCGCACGCGUACUAUCGGAUAGUUUGGUUGCUCACGAUGACCCGCAUUGGCUCACCACCUCCCGCCUGCUUGGGUACAGUCGCUCUCAGUGCAGCGCUCCAAGGUACACGCUCGGGAACGGAGACAAAAUCGCACCUUCUUCGCAUGGUUGGGAAACAUAUCGAUGGUGCUGCUGGCAGCUACCCGCAUAUGGGGGUAACGGCUGCAAAGAUUUUCCACGAUGGCUGGCAACAACCACGAUGCGGUUUCCUUCAACCCUGACUGGUUCCGAAAACGCACGUCGUCGCUACAUCAUAGCAUUUGAACUUUAUCACGGUACUCUACGCGGAAUUCUACGAGCCGAUCCCUCUGGACAUACUUCCCCAGCCGUUUCCAAACAUGAUUACCCACUGAUGAUUCGAGCUACAUUCCUUACUGUACCGGCCCUCAUGGAACGCGCAUACGUUGACUAUCUCCUCGCAAUCAUUACGGAGCACAGAGAUUGACUUCGAGUCUUGCACUUGCUAUCUCAUUGCUAUUUUCCUGCACCGGUACCCUCAAAAGCUGUCCCCAAUGGAGAAGCUCAACUCCACUCUAAUGCAUGAAACCAGACGACACGCUCGAAAUUCCUGCUCUUC
Messenger RNA from Dothidotthia symphoricarpi CBS 119687, 1146 nucleotides. RefSeq lists its product as uncharacterized. The transcript has a single exon. The record is from RefSeq and is a predicted model, not a curated record. The coding region runs from base 385 to 1014 and encodes 209 amino acids. NCBI's taxonomy places the organism in Eukaryota, Fungi, Ascomycota, Dothideomycetes, Pleosporales, Dothidotthiaceae.